AUGGAUAUAAACUACAAGGCAAGUACUAUCCGUUUUCCUUGUAUAAGUAAAAAAUUUCAGUUUUCCAAUCUGAUAGGUUCAGUUUAUCGACAAGGACAAGUUACCUUUUCUCCCGAUGGCAACACAGUCAUUAGUCCAGUGGGAAACAAGCUAUCACUGUUUGAUUUGAAAAAGUGCGUUUCAUUUUUAUUCCCAUUUUCUCGUUUAUUUGAAGCAAUGUAUCGCGCACAUUGGCUUUGGAAACGUCGUAUAGCAUUUAUUCGGUUGCCAUAAAUGUCAGCGGCACACAUAUGGCGCUAGCCGACCAGAGUUUGUGAAAAAAAAAAAUUUUAAAAAUCCGAAAGAUGUUUUCAGAAGGCCAAGUUCAUUACAUAAACAUGCGGAGCGAAACAGUCUUAUACAAAUAUUCUUCUUGUAGAAAAAUAAAGUCCUUACAGUUUUCUCCAAAUGGACGGUAGUUAUCGUCAAGGUUUGAAUUGAGUUAUUGAACGCUUUGAGGAUGCUCGCAGUUUGUCGGGACAACGACCUUCAACUGUUUGAGUUAUCAUUGACAGAGAAUCAGGUCGCUGUGGUGUUAUCAAUUUUCGUCGUGACUUCGGAUUUUCAGAUGUUUCAUCCAUUUUCUCUUUUCCGGACGUACAAAUUAAGUUCCGAAUCUUUGAAUUGUGUCGAAUGGUCAUCCGACUCGAGGUAGUUAACUUUUAUGAUAAACAUAGUGUUUUAUUUCAGUUUGUUGGUGGCUGGCGGAGACGACAAGCUGAUUCGCGUCGUUGGGUCACGAGAUUUUCGAAAUCUGUUUGUCCAUCCAAUAUCUGCUCAUAAAGGAGAGAUUGUAAAUUGCCAGUUUUUGAAAAGUUCGUACGAUGUAUGUCUUUAUUUGAGAAAUUUUUAAUUUCAUCUUUUUUUUCAGAUGAUCACAAUUUGUAAAAGAGGAGUGGCCAACGUUUGGACGAGCUCACAUCAGAUUGGAGAUCUCGAGGAAGGUGUUUGGCGGAGAGACAACAGAGAAACCACAGAGGAAGAAAUGAGCAAAAAGAUUUUUUUCGAGAAGACGAAAAAGUGGGUCUUCCAAUGUAUAAACAUGGAAAGUACGAAAAUUGUUAGAGAGAAAGAGAAUUCCUGACUGUCAAUGGGCAGUUCCUGUGCCUAUUUUCUUUUUAUGAGUUUCGAGGAUAAUCUUUUCCGUGUUUUUAAUGAAGCCGUACUUGUUUUUUGAGGUUCUCGCUGAGCGAAUCAUCUGGAAGUGGGAAAAACGUGGACAUUACUUCCUGUAAGCUCCACGCUAACAGCAAUGUUCUCGUUACGGCUUUCGACAAUGGAGUUUUUGUGCUCCACGAAAUUCCCUCUUUCUCUUUAAUUCACAAUCUGCGGUACGUGUAUUUUUUUCACUGGGAAAAAAUUUUCUUUCAGUGUUUCUGAUCUCAAAAUAACCACGGUCGCAAUCAACUUGAGUGGGGACUGGUUGGCGAUCGGAUGUGGAAAGGGAUCAGCCGCCCAACUUGUUGUAUGUUCUGCCUUGCCUCGUUCUCCGGUAUGAAGUUUUGUUUCUAAGGUGUGGGAAUGGCAGUCCGAAACGUACGUGAUGAAGCAGCAAUCUCAUUCUCUAAGAGUGACCAGCGCAAAAUAUUCUCCGGAUGGAAGUUACAUCGCGACUGGAGCUGAAGACGGAAAGGUCUUUUCGAAGAUUUUUUCGGAAAUCUAUUUUCUAGAGCACGUCUGAAUGGAGAUUUGACAGGAAUACUUUCCUGUCGCGAUUUUUGAGUCUAACUAGUAGAAUGAAGUUCUAGUUUUGAAAUCUGGGGCUUUUUUUUUUCGAAAUCUUGGUCAUUCGUAGUUGAAAAUAGAUGAAAAUCUUUAAGGUGAAAAUUUGGAAUUCGAAAACGUCAUUCUGCACGGUGACAUUUGCCGAACACACUUCCAGUGUCACUGCAGUGAGAUGGACGCAGAACGGCCGAGCCAUUCUCAGCGCUUCACUCGAUGGCACUGUCCGAGCGCACGACUUGAAGAGGUUUCCUUUUCUUCGGGUCUCCCGACGAACGCCUGUCUUCAGAUACCGUAACUUCCGAACCUUGGUAUGUCCCGAGCCGACUCAGCUCGGGUGUUUGGCCGUCGACAGCGCCGGAGACAUUGUCAUUGCUGGAGGCAAAGAAGUUUUCAACGUGCGCGAUGCUUGUUGAAUGUUUCCUGGAUAAUUUUGCGGCUUCAGAUUUUCGUGUGGAGUAUGGACACAGGUCAUUUGCUCGAUAUCCUGUCAGGCCACGAGGCGAAUAUUUCCGCCGUCGAUAUUCACAGCAAUUUCAUCGUGAGCUCUUCCUGGGACAGGACGGUCAAGUCAGUUGUUGAAAACUGCUUUUUUUUUUUUUGAUACCUAACCAUUUUCAAAAACUUUUUUAAAGUUUAUUUUUUUUUCUUUUCACAAAUGCCAAUACCUCAUUUUUGGAAUUGACUUUCAAUAAAACAAACUGAAAUGAUAAAUUAAUUGAAUAAAAAAACUUUUUUUUUACUAAGGUUUCAAACUAGUGCUUCUCAGAGCAUAUUGGGCCUACAUAGCUCUGGAUAGAUUUUAGACGGUUCAUUUUGUUUUUUUGCAAUAGAAACAGUACAUAAUUGCUAUGUAUAAAAAUCUUAAUAAAAAAACUAAAUGGUUAAUUAAAAUUUUUUUCAAUGAGUUUAUUUUUCAAUUUUGUCAUCUUUGCGAUUUAAUUUAUUGAUACGAAAAAAAGUUGAGUGAGAAAGGAAGGGAGGGUCUUCAUUCUAAAAAAAUUAAAUAUAGCGACCAUGACAGACUCAUAUCUGAGUUUUUGAAGUAGUGUAUAGGGGAGUUCAUGGAAAACUUACAUAAAAUUGAUCUGCUUUUCUAGAUUACAUGAAUUUCAAAAUUCGAAUUAAUUCGAAUUAGAAAAAAAUUGGGCAGUAAUGGCUGGUAGACAUAACAUAUUUUUAAUCUGCGAGAAAAAAAAUUUUGUCCAGUGUUAAAAAGUCGUUGAAACUCCCACUUUUAAACUUGUUAGGCUCUGGAGUAUCGUUAACUCACAAGCCGACACUACGGAAUUAGCUCAUGAAGCUGUCGACGUCUGUUUUUCGCCAGGAGGUGACGUCGUCGCGGUGCUGACCCUCGAUUCCACCAUAACCUUCUAUGAAUCGAAAGAAGUUGGACUUUUGCUGUCUGACUCGCAACCGGGGAAAAUUUCAGAUGGCUUUCAUCGGCAGUAUAGAGGCGCAUCUGGAUUUGGAUCCGUCUCGCGGCAGAUUCGACACUAUCACACGACAGAAUGCAGUGAAGAGCAAGUGAGGAGGAUUUCUCGGACUUUUUGAAACCUUUUGAAACCUUUUGAAGGUCUUUCACAACGAUCGCGUUUUCUCCCGACGGAAACUUGUUGUUGGCUGGCGGAGAAUCCAACAAUUUCUGUCUCUAUUCUGUCACAGACCGUCUCUUGAUGAAAAAGUUUACGGUUACAGAAAACAGAAGUUUGGAUGGAGUUGCGGUGAGAUUUCAAAAAAAAAAAAGUUCUCAGUGCGUCUUUCUUCAGCUUGACGUGAACAGACGCAACUUUACCGAGUUUGGAAAUAUGGAGCUCGUUGACACUUCAGACGAGGAAGAAGAAAGAGGAAACAAGAAGGUUGCAUGGAAAAGUUUCCUUUUUAUUUGAAUAUUUGCAGGCGAUCCAACUUCCGGGGACCAAAAAUUUUGAUCUCGGAGAACGAAGAUCGCAUCCUGAGAUGAGCGUUUUUGCUGUCACUUAUUGCCCCACAGGUUCUUGCAUAUAAAUAAAAAUCCUAAGCUGCGAAGAUAAAUUUUUGGAUAAUUUCAGCCAUGAAAGCUUAGUCUUUUCAUGCUAUAUGAAACAAACUUGUACAUAUCCAUAGUUUUCGAGAGGAACAUUAAUUUAGUGCUCGAUUUUUUUUCGAAAAGUAACAGUGCUCGAUUUUUUUUCCUUCUGUCUAUUUGAGAUGAAGUUAAAUUUUAUGCAAUUGGAAAAUAUGACGAAAGGCAAUAGGUCGUCGAUUUGCGGUGUGUUCGACAGAAGGAGUUGGGAUUUAUUCAUUGGAUGUAGUUUCGUUGUUCGAUCCUUUCCAACUCGACAGCCGCACGAAUCCCGACGUCGUCAGAAGGUUUUUCGGAUCUUCUGAGAGAUAUUCAUCUGUAGUUGUUCAGAGCUUUGGAAAUAAACGAUUAUUCGCUGGCUCUGAUGGCAAGUCUCAAGCUGGCCGACUCCCAGUUCAUUUGCGACAGCUUGGAGUCGACUAGUAUCACCCAAAGUACUCACAUUUUAUUUCGGUUUUUGAUGAUCGAUCAAUUCUCAGUCCCGUUGGUUGUGAAGAAUCUACCUCUAGCAUACGCUGAGAGGCUACUCAAGUGGAUGUCUGACGGAAAUAUUGUUUCUUCUACACGACAUGUUCACUUCUACAUGGUUAGAAAUCGUAUCUUGCCCUGAGAUCCUUUGUAAAUGGAAAUGGAGUUUUUUUUUUUAAUUUUUUAAAUUGUUUUACAUUAUUGAGAAACUCUGUUCACUUUUUUUCAAGGACCGUUUUUUUGUUCAGAUUAUUGUUUCUAUUAAUGAAAAAAAUAGAUUUAAAAAUUCAAGAUUUAAAUUAUCCGAGGCCGGUGAAACAUGAGAGUUUUGUGCUACGACAAGAGCGGGCUUUCGGUUUUUUUUAAUAGCUUCUCAGCUUUUCAAUUCCGUUUUUCUAUAGACUAUUCUCUAAAUUUCAUCUGCUUUAUCUCGUUAUAAUUCAUUUCGAUCAAGUUCAAAAUCAUAAUAGAAACAAAAAGCUGAAAAGAAAACUUCUAAAAUCGAAUGCGAAUUUUUUUUUUCCUUUGACUUGUUUUUUAACAAUUUCCCGAUUUUUCCUUCCAAACUGAAGAUUUUUGAAGAUCUGGCUGAGAGCGUUGCUCCAAGAGCACGGAAUGCGACUGAAAGGUCGAGCCGACGUCGCCACUCUGACUGGGGUCCAGCAAAUCCUCGCACAUCAUUCUCAGCUCAUUUCAAGCAUGUGAGCGUCUUUUUUUUCAAGUCUAUUCACAUAUUCGUUCAAAAAGGCUACAUAUUUCCUAUGUAAAAGUAUGUAGUACAUAAGUAAUACUUGGUGUUUUUUGUACAAAGAUUGUUUUCAGGGCCAAUCAAAACAAAUAUUCGUUGACUUAUUUUUUGAAUGCAAGGAAGAUUAAAAGGCCGGAAGAGAAGAAAGAAAAGCAAGAAGAAGAGGACGACGGAGAAUCAGUAGAAUCUUAGAUAUUUUUAUAUUUGAAAUUUUUGUUUGAUUUUCGCUUUAACCGUUUAUUGUACAUGCUGUUGUUGAUUUUCCAGAGUUUCUGUUGUUAUUUUUUGUUGCUUGUUAUGGAACAUUGUUAUUAUUUCUUACUAUAAAAUUUUUUUAUCGAUUGUGAUGACUAAUUUCUGAAACAGUUAUAUCUAAUUAUCUAUUUGCACUGUACCAAAUUAUGUUUCGUCUGUUUUCUCUGGAUAUAAUGUUUUUGUAUAGAUGCCACGGGUCUCCAAGCCGGAAGGGGCUAAAUGGCAGAACGCCGAGAUGUCCGUCGACAACUUCAACGACGAGAACUUUGCUUUCUUAGCUUCUUUCGAAGAAAUCCUCGCAGAUAAUGUUGAAGAAGAUGUACCAAAGGUUGUUUUCAGAGUUUUUUUCAAUCUUGAUUGAAAGUUUUCAGAAAAGAAAGCAGAUCAAGAAAAAACCUCCGAAAGAAGACUUUGAAGCGAGUGGAUCGAAGUUUUCCACAGAAGAAACGGAUCAACCAGAGGUUGACGUAGAAGAAAAGCGAAGACUGAAGAAAGAACGGAGGAAAAAGCAAAUGGCGUUGAACAAGUUGAAGAAGAAAGAGAGAUUGGCGAAGCGAAAGACUAAGGUGGUGGUUGAAAGAGUCGUCACUUAAGUGAGCACUUCAGGAACAAAACAGCCAAACGAAAAGCUCCGAUGACUCCUCAGAAGUUGAUCAAGAAAAGAAGAAGGAAGAGAAUGUGAGCUUUCAAAAACUAAGCUUUUGGGAAUAAAACAUUUACUUUGUUUACAGAAAGGAAAGAAGCGAAAAGCGGGCGAAUCAGGAGCAGUCGAACCCAAAAUACCAAAAGUGGAAAACUCGGGUAUUUUUUUCUAGAUUUAAUCAAAAACUGCAAUUUUUCAGUUAAGAAAACGCCCAAGGAAACGGAUGAGGAGAAUGGAAAAUUAGCUGUUUCUCCGGGUUAAUUGAGUUUUUUUUUUUUUAUUGAAUUGAAAGCUCAUUUCAGACAGCGUAGCCUUCGAUGUUAGCGCUUGGAAAAACUUUCACUGUCUUCCUUCUGAAAUUCUGGACGCUAUCGUUGAUCUAAAGUAAGAGGAUGAAACGAUCUCAUAUUCAGUGGAUGGUUAUAGAUUCUCCGAGCCGACCGAAAUCCAAAGCUCAGUGCUUCCCAGCGCGGUCCGCGACCGCAUGGACAUUCUUGGCGCUGCGGAAACUGUAUCGAGCAGUUUUGUGUCGCUCUUCAUCAUCUUCUUUUCAGGGAAGUGGAAAAACCUUGGCGUUUGGGAUUCCUGCAAUUUGCCGUCUUUUGGAGCAAGAUGAGGUAGGAAGAAGGUCAUUUUUUGAGUAAAAAUAGAAGAAGAAAUUAUUCGGAUCUGAAAAAAAAAAUUCUCAGAAGGCACAAGGACCCCGCGUCUUGAUGAUUGCCCCUACGCGCGAACUUUGCAUUCAAAUCAUGAGCCACGUCAAGGCUUUGAUAAAGUUCACUAAGUUCACUGUGAGUUUUUUUUUCUAUCAAACGGGUCUACUGAUUUUGCUAAGGCACAAUGUAUUGUCGGAGGAUUGGCACAGCCGAAGCAAGAGCGUCUUAUCAAAACUCGUCCUCCGGAAAUCAUCGUCGCUACUCCCGGCCGACUUUGGUCUAUGCUCGAAAACGUGACUUUUUUUAAUGGAAACAAGAAAAAAACAGUUUCAAACUUUGAAGGCAGCUCCGGGUUCCUAUUUUGCAAACUUGAAAGACCUGCGAUGUUUGGUUGUGGACGAAACAGAUCGAAUGGUCGAAGAGGGCCAUUUCGAAGAACUCACUCACAUACUCAACAAGAUACACGAGUUAGUUCCCCACAUCAGAGUUAGCUAUUGUGAAUAUUUAGAGAAGCGGAAACGGAAAAACUGCAGACGCUAGUUUUUUCCGCAACUUUGACUUUUGCACAGACACAGUCGAACAAGAAACAACUGACACCCGAACAAAAAAUUCGUUAGUUUUCCGUAUAUCUGGCUAGGAAUACUAUCUUCAAACAGAGCGUCUGAUCGAGUUGACUGGGCUGCGAGAAGGAAAUCGCAAAAUAGUGGAUCUGACGCGGCAGCUCGGGACGGCCGGCUGUCUUGUCGAGACCCGCAUCAACUGUUCCGAUUUGUUGGAUAAGGUGCGUUUAAAAAAAAAAUCCUAAUAUUUAUAUUUCAAAAUCAAUUUUGACUCACCUCUUUUUAUAUCAAGUUUUUAUCACCAGAACUUGUUCUAAAAAUGGAAAACCUCUUUUGAGAAAAAUUUGAGACUGCUGACUACAAUAAUCAAAAAAAAAACUUGAUUCUAACAAUUUUUUUAAGCUGGAAAGGGAAAAUUUUUGCCAUUUUUCAAUCACUACAUGUUUCUUUUGGUAAUCUGACGCUGAAAUUUUUUUGUUUGGUACUGUAAAGGAAGGUUUUGCAAUGGAAACGUAAUGCCCUAGUAUAAAUUCUUUUUAGGACACUUCUUUGAUGUACUUGUUGAGCCGGUACAGCGGUCGGACGUUAGUUUUUGUAAAUUCUGUCGACGCCGCCCGACGUCUCCACGGAAUCUUGAGCGCUCUUCGCCGGAAUCCUCUUCUUCUUCACGCCAAAAUGCUUCAGAGACAACGGCUGCGAAACUUGGAACGGUUCACCGGUGAAUCGUUUUUUAAAGAAGCCGACGCUUUUUCGGAAAGUAAUCAAUCAGUCAAUCAAAUCAUUUAUUUUGUUGUUUUAGUCAUAGAUGUUAUUGGCUAGGCGGUGAACAAGAACUCUAAAAGCAUAGACUAACAACCGCCUUUGGCGAAAUAGAAGUCCAAACGGGUAGUCGAAAGAGUUGAAAGCAUGGUCUUACGGUCCUUCGCUUCGUUCUUCUGCGCGCAGUCCAUUCAGUUGCGCCUUGACGAGUUCAGAAAGUAGCGGAUGUUGUAGCUAGAGCCCGUAGACCGUGCCUCUAGAUGGAAGCCUCGAAAUGAGAGCGGUCACUUCGAGUGAAGAUUUUACACGGAUAAUUAUGACAUAAGUUAUUUGAAUUUGUUGCAGCUGAGCCAAACUCCGUUUUGCUGGCGACAGAUGUCGCGGCUCGUGGUUUGGAUAUCAAGGGGAUCGAUCAUGUCAUCCACUAUCAAGUACCGAAAGCAGCAGAGGUCCUAAAUUUCUCCUUGUAUGGGAAACAUUUUAAUAACCUUUGAAAACGAAUUUAGCGCAGUUCAAAUUAUAAUUUCUUUUUUCUCGUAACUGUGGAAAAGAUAGUAUCAGCGGAGGGCUAAGAAUUGUGAGACAUCAUACGCAUAAAUAUUGGGUUUAAGACCUACAUCCAUCGUUCUGGCCGCACCGCUCGUGCGCGAAACCGCGGUCUGACUAUUUUGCUCGUUGAUCCUCCUAGCAGAAACCAUUACACGCGGCUAUGUCGCAAUUUGAAUCGGAGUGCGUUCGAAAUCCCAGAAAGUCAUGUUUUCUCAAUUUUUUUAGUGGAGGACUUGGAUAUUUUCCCGAUAGACAACGAGCCUCUGAUGGAAACACUGAGGAGAAGGGUAAAACUCGCGUCUGAACUGGACAAGCUCACUUUCAGAUGUAAAAAGGUACCCCCAAUCUACUUCCAUCACAUUUUUCAUUUUUUGAAGAUUCGUUUGAACGAGAGUUGGUUUGAAAAAACGGCACGUGAAGCUGGCUUAGAGUAUGACGAGACGCGUAAUCGGGAGCUCGAAGGGGCCAACGAAGAAGUCGAUCAGAUGAAAAAUAAAGAACGCCAGAUCAGGGUGUUAUUUCUUCAGUUUUUUGAUAUCUGCAAUUUUCGCCGCAUGUUCAGAACGAACUGGGUAUCGAACUUGAAAGACCCUUGCCGCGCCAAAAUGGAUCAGAUUAUUUGGUAAGACUGUGUUUCUCAGCCGUUUGCCAAGUUCUGUUUUGUUCCAGAAAACACGAUAUAUCACUCCCGAUAUUGUUUCCAAGCUGAAUGUGAGUUUAUAAUCAGAAUCUUCGAAAAUAGUCGGUCUGCAGGCGACCAAAGAAUCGGCAAUCGACUUGUUCCACGAGAAGAAGGCAGAAGCGAAAGAAUGGAAGAAGCGAAACAGAAAGGCAAUCAAAACUGUAGACAUCAAAGUUCGUAGUUUGUCUUUCCUUACACUGACGUUGGACUUGCGUCUUUCACCACUUUCUCAAUGUUUAAUAAUGAAUUGAUCGUUGCAGAUUAAGCCAGAGAAGAAACGGAAAUGA
Caenorhabditis auriculariae is the source of this 9433-nucleotide messenger RNA. NCBI's taxonomy places the organism in Eukaryota, Metazoa, Nematoda, Chromadorea, Rhabditida, Rhabditidae. The record is from the annotation of a GenBank genome assembly.